Messenger RNA from Portunus trituberculatus (swimming crab), 2078 nucleotides. Its product is annotated as cryptochrome DASH-like. Gene Ontology annotation, molecular function: deoxyribodipyrimidine photo-lyase activity; damaged DNA binding; FAD binding. NCBI's taxonomy places the organism in Eukaryota, Metazoa, Arthropoda, Malacostraca, Decapoda, Portunidae. The transcript has 13 exons. Bases 93 to 1697 code for a protein of 534 amino acids. The record is from RefSeq and is a predicted model, not a curated record. Gene Ontology annotation, biological process: photoreactive repair.
UGUGACACACAUGGAUGAGAACACCUUAACAAACAUGCCUUAGUACUUGCCAAUCUAUCACAUGUGCAGGUGCAUCACCUUCCAGCACUGGCAUGGCAGUGAGUGGGCUUACUUUCCUAAAACUGAUUAGCAGUGGGAAUAAAAUACUGUCAAGUAUGAGUGAAGGAAGCUCUCGUGUGGCCAUCUGUUGGCUACGGAAUGACCUCAGAUACCAUGACAAUGAGAUUCUUCUUAAGGCAAACAUCAAUGCUGAUCAAGUGCUGCCAGUUUACUGCUAUGACCCUCGUCACUUUAAAGGAACUUAUCACUUCAAUUUUCCUAAAACUGGAUCACAUCGUGCCAGAUUCUUACUUGAGAGUGUGGCAAACUUGCGCAAUACCCUAAGGGAGAAAGGCAGUGACUUGGUUGUGAGGCUUGGUCAACCUGAACAGAUCUUGCCCCUUUUGGUGAAGUCUCUUUCUGCAAGAGAGUGCCACAUCGUGUACCAGGAGGAGGUGACCAAAGAAGAGAAGGAUGUGGAAAUCAAACUUAAAGAAAACUGCCGUCAGUUUGGGGUGAAAUUCCACCCAUUGUGGGGCCUGACUCUCUACCAUAGGGCUGAUAUACCAUUUCCAGUCAGCAGAGUUCCUGAUACAUACACUGGCUUUCGCAAGGCAGUGGAGGCUCAGAGCCUUGUGAGGGCACCAUUGGUGAUGCCAGAUAGUAUGAAGCCUCUCCCACCAGACAUAGAUGUGGGGCAGCUGCCAACUCUAGCUCAGCUUGGAGUUAAAGAACAAUCUAUUGACCGAAGAACUGCUUUCCCAUUCUCUGGUGGUGAGUCACAUGGUUUGGCUCGAUUAAGGCAGUAUUUAUGGGAAACAGAUAAUGUAUUCACCUACAAAGAAACCAGAAAUGGUUUACUGGGCUCAGACUACUCAACAAAAUUCAGUCCCUGGUUGGCUCACGGUUGUCUCUCUCCACGCCACAUUCAUGCUGAGGUGCGUCGGUACGAGAAAGAGCGGCAGGCCAAUCAAAGUACAUACUGGGUUCUCUUUGAGAUGAUCUGGAGGGAUUAUUUCAAAUUUGUGUGUAUGAAGUUUGGAGACCGUGUAUUCUAUCCAUCAGGAAUAAUGGGCAAGAAAAUCCGUUGGAAAAAAGAUCAUCUCAUGUUCCAGAAGUGGAAAGAAGGCAGAACUGGAAUACCAUUUGUAGAUGCCAACAUGAGAGAGCUGCAGGAAACAGGCUGGAUGAGUAACCGUGGCCGACAAAAUGUUGCAUCCUUCCUCAUCAAAGACAUGGGUCUGGACUGGAGACUUGGAGCGGAGUGGUUUGAAUCUCAGCUGCUUGAUCAUGAUGUUUGCAGUAAUUAUGGAAAUUGGAACUAUGCAGCUGGCAUUGGUAAUGACCCAAGAGAGAAUAGGAAGUUCAACAUGAUCAAGCAGGCUUUUGAUUAUGAUCCAAAGGGUGAUUUUGUGCGAUGCUGGGUGCCUGAGUUGGCUGGGUUGAAGGAAGCAAUGAUCCACACUCCAUGGAAACUUACUGGAAAUCAGCUAACCUCUGCAGGGAUUGCUCUAGGAGACACCUACCCAAAUCCUAUCUUGGUUGCCCCUGAGUGGGGUCGACACCAACAUAAAGGGAUGCAAGGAAAAGGACCAGCAUUCAAAGGACCAAGACAGCGAGGGAUUGACUUUUAUUUUAAAUCACCUCCCAAAGUGUGAUGUUUACUGCAGUUUAUUAUAUUUCUUAAUGAUAGCACAUAUUUCAUCUCAAGAAAAAGCUCACACAUUUCAGUGUUUAAUGCUAAGUUCUGAGUCUUACUGGUUCUUUUAUACUGUCACAAACUACUAGAAGUAUCAAAUUACCUUUUUAUGUGGCAACCUGACAUAUAAUGAAGUAUAUGGUUGUAUAGUAGAUUGAAGUAAGCAAGUGACUCAAUUUCUGAAGUGCACAUGUAAAGAGGCAGAAAUCUUACAUUUAUUUAUUAAGUAUCAAUAUAGAAGCACAGGGGGAACACUGUUUAAACACAAAACAUGAAAGUAACAAUAAAUCCAUUCUGUCACUAAACCUGACAUACAUGUGAAUAAAAUAAUAACCCUAUA